Messenger RNA from Leishmania braziliensis MHOM/BR/75/M2904, 504 nucleotides. RefSeq lists its product as hypothetical. The transcript has a single exon. Bases 1 to 504 code for a protein of 167 amino acids. NCBI's taxonomy places the organism in Eukaryota, Euglenozoa, Kinetoplastea, Trypanosomatida, Trypanosomatidae. The record is from RefSeq and is a predicted model, not a curated record.
AUGCGCCUGGAGCUAAAUGAGUUUGUGCAGGCCACCCGCAGCAUGCAUCAGCAGCCAGGCAGGGUGAAGCGAAUGAGGCUGAUGCUACGUCUGCGACCCUACCAGAGCCGCAAGGUGUUUCUGCUCAAGGCUACCGAUGGCCGAGUCACAAUGACGACGCGGGUGGAACAUCAAGGGCAGCUGAGGCUGGUGGAAAGCCUUGUGAAUGAGUUCGUGUCUGACUGCACCAGGGCAUCGGUGGGUAGUCCUGUGCCGCCCACCGUGGCUGCGAGCGCUAGCGAGCAGCCAACGGCAAGCGCAGUCGCUGAGUUGCCUGUCUCGUCGGUGCCUGGGCACAAGGACCGCGGUGCCGGUGGUGUGGCUGCGGCUACUGCGACGAGGGCGACUGGGCAGGCCGGCGCUGGCAGCUCAGCGUCGCGUGGGCAAGCGCCAGCCUGCGUCUCCCAGGCCAGCAGCAGCAAUGCGGGGCGGCAAAACAAGGGAAGGAAGGGCCGGCGCCACUGA